Lottia gigantea (owl limpet) is the source of this 273-nucleotide messenger RNA. RefSeq lists its product as hypothetical. NCBI's taxonomy places the organism in Eukaryota, Metazoa, Mollusca, Gastropoda, Lottiidae. The transcript is spliced from 5 exons. The record is from RefSeq and is a predicted model, not a curated record. The annotation marks the transcript as partial.
CAUAUGUAUUUUUUUUACUUUACAUAUGAGUUGAAAUGGAAAUACUUACAAUAUAUGUUAUAUUUUCUAUAUGAGUUGAAAUGGAAAUACUUACAAUAUAUGUUAUAUUUUCUAGUAUUAUCCCAGUUUGUAAUCGAAAUGUCAAUUCUUUUUUUUUUUUUUUUUUUUUUUUUUUUUUUUUUUUCGUUUCCUAUUUCCCCUCUUUUUUUCCUUUGUUUUCUUUCCCUUUCUUAUUUUUCAGGUCUUCCAGUUUUCCAAACGUUAUUAGAAUAA